Trichomonas vaginalis G3 is the source of this 1503-nucleotide messenger RNA. Its product is annotated as protein serine/threonine kinase protein. Gene Ontology annotation, molecular function: ATP binding; protein serine/threonine kinase activity. The transcript has a single exon. Gene Ontology annotation, biological process: intracellular signal transduction; protein phosphorylation. Bases 1 to 1503 code for a protein of 500 amino acids. The record is from RefSeq and is a predicted model, not a curated record. Gene Ontology annotation, cellular component: cytoplasm. Lineage: Eukaryota; Parabasalia; Trichomonadida; Trichomonadidae.
AUGGAAGCUCCACCGAAGAAAGUCGUUGAAGCUCCCCAUCGAUCCAAGAGUGAGAUACUUAGAUCAGUACGUCAGAUGCUAGAGAAUGAUUCUGAUCAGAUGGAUAACUUUCAAAAUCUUGUGGCCCAGCCAAUCUUAGAAUUUCUAAGAGUCCACGAAGAUCAGUACAAAGACUGGCCAGGUGUGUGGAACCUGUUUACAGGCUUUCCUUCGUAUUUUAAAUUCUUAAAACAAAUCGCACGCGAAUUUUCAGAAAAUUGUCGUGAUGCAAAUAUUACAGGUCCAUUUACUUCAUGGGUUCAAACUAUACCACGUAUAAUAUCAUGUUAUCUUGGAUUCUUUCAUGAUUACCAUAUUAAUAAUGAAUUGUUCAAUCAAAUUCGCCAAUCUUUCGAAGAUUUUAAUUCCGUUUGUUUGAAUGGAGAGAAGGAGUUUGGUAUGCUUUGUAAGGAUUAUUUUAAAGAACUACUUAAUUUUAUACCCAAAUUGCUCAAAGAGCUUCAGCCAAUGAGAUUUGUAAUAGCUCCUACAGCAAAUGAUUUCUCACAACUUGAAAAUGUUGUUGAUCAACUUCAAUCUGCGAUUCAGAAGUCAAAUGCUUCAUUAAAUGAUGAUGUACCUCAAAAAUACGACGGAUACUUGUUCAUGAAGAUCAAGGCACAUGAUUUCUUCGGAACUGUUUCAGAGGCAUUCAAACCAGAUACAGGAGACCGUUACAAAGCUCAUAUUAUUUCAAAAGUUUCAAAUAGAUCGCAAUUAUAUACAGAUCAGAUUAAAAUUAUGCUUGAAGCCACUCGUAAAUCGCCAAACAUCAACAUUCUUAAGGUAGUUAAGAUGAUGGAAGACGAAUUAUUUUAUUAUGUAAUAUUUCCUUUCACAGAAGAAAUGGAAUUAUCAGCAAUUCUUCAAAGAGGUGGUAAACUUCCAGAAGAAGCAGCUAGACCAAUCUUCAGGCAGCUAAUGCACGCGAUACAACAUUUACAUUCGCUUGGCAUUGUUCACGGCCAUAUAACCCCUCAAAACAUAAUAUUAUAUAACGGAAAGAUUAAACUCUACGACUUCUCUUAUUGUCAUUUCGCUAAAAGAGGAGAGAAAAAAGGACAAAUUUUGAAUUCUACGGCUUAUGCAUGCCCAGAUUCAUUAAAAGGUCGUGUAUUUGAUGGAACUGCUGCUGAUAUCUGGUCUGCUGGCGUAAUUCUCUUUGAAUUAUUAACAGGAAAACCAUUAUUUAAUGCAAAAAAUUCGGACGUUCUUAAAAACAAAGUUCUGAGAUGUACGAUCGUAUAUCCAAAAGAAUUCUCGCCGUCCAUCAUUCCUUUACUUCGUGGAAUCUUAAAUCCAUUGCCACAAGAAAGAUUAACAAUAGAACAGAUUCUUUCUCACGCUUGGAUGAAGAAGAUCCAUGAAGUGACAAUGAAAAACUUACUUGCUGCUACCCCGCCUGUUUCUCCAACUGUUUCUCCACUUGCAACUAGACCCGGAUCGCCAUUUGGCAAAAAAUAG